Bacidia gigantensis is the source of this 2655-nucleotide messenger RNA. RefSeq lists its product as uncharacterized. The record is from RefSeq and is a predicted model, not a curated record. Gene Ontology annotation, molecular function: protein binding. NCBI's taxonomy places the organism in Eukaryota, Fungi, Ascomycota, Lecanoromycetes, Lecanorales, Ramalinaceae. The coding region runs from base 1 to 2655 and encodes 884 amino acids. The transcript has 5 exons.
AUGGGAGCUCUCGAACCGCUACAGGAUACCUCUGAGAGUAGUUUUACAAAUGUUGUAUUUCCUGAUAUAAGGCCGAAGGUCAAGCUGCGCACGGAGAGCGUGCUCUCAUGCAUCUCGGCGAGGUUCACCUUCAAUGUUGCAGAAGGCAAUGUUGGUCUACCUUUGAAUCCUCAGCUGGUGCUCAAGUCAAUGACGCGAGAGUCACAAAAGCCAAUACUAGUGCGCAGAGUGCAAAUUGCUUUUGAAGGAGGUUUGAGGGCAGUACAGAUAGCUCAUACAGACGUCGAACCAUCUUCGAGCAAUGAAAUGGAUCAAGAGGUUCAAUUCCACCACAUUGAUCUUGAAAAAUACUCACCGACGAAUGACACUGCUCCGGUCAGUCUUGUCGUGUCGAACGUCCAAAACAUGCUAUUUGGAAAAGCUAAUCUCCUGCUCGCGCCUGGGAUGACCAAAAUCUGCUCUUUCGUCGACGUUCCGCGAGAUGCAGGUGAAAUCGAAGUCAGUAAAAUCACACUCUCUAUUGAGGAGGAAAUGUAUGAUAUCGAAGUUUUGAUCACCGAUGGCGAGGACAUGCAGCAGGAUAAUAUCUACGUCCAAAACAAUGAUAAAAUCUCUUCGAGAGGUUCGCCAAAAGGACGAAGCAACGCCAUAAAUAUUCUGCCCAAACCACCUAGGUUAAAGAUGGAGGUCCCGAGUCAAAGACGAGAAUACUUUCUAAACGAAGCCUCGUCUAUAGUGGUGAGCGUGACAAACGAGGAGGAGGAUGAGGUCAGGGUCACGCUAGAGCUACGACUUCUUGGACCGCCUGAAAUGGCUCCAUCUAUACAAUGGGAUACUGACCAAAAUGACGAGCUCAUGAUGAACCAAGUCCACAGUCACCUGAAUGAGACACUUUUGGAGGCUGGCGUUCUGUCCCCGACAGGGAAAUGCUCAUGCAAAAUACGGCUGGGGCCGUCUCCAGAGCCUUCGGACCAUAUUCUAGAAAUUCGAGCAAGGUACUAUCUGCAGUCAGAUCCCGAAACCCCUAUCUUGAAAAGUGUGUCUACGAAUGUAGUUUUUCGUCGUCCUUUUGAAGCUAUAUACGACUUUGCUCCGUUGAUACAUCCUGACCUUUGGCAAGAUUAUUUCGAGAUGACAGAUGUAGGAGCAUUAGAGAAAGAUCUACUUCAUUUGGAAAGACCGACGCAAGGACUUAUACAAAGAUGGUCUUUAACAGCAAGAUUACAGUCUCUGGCUUCGCUUGGAAUCACGAUUGAAAGCAAUACAAUAGAAACGACCAGUGUCCAGGAAGCCGCUCAUUGUACAUCGACUAGCCUCCGCGCACUCCUGCCUUCAGAGUUACCGUCCGAACAGAUUCAGGAGUAUCACUUCUUGUUGGACCUACAAAAGGAUGAUAUAGAGGAUCGACGUCCAACCUAUUUCCAAUUCCAAUUCAAGGUCGUGUGGCGUCCAGAAGGCUAUGUCGGACCACCCAUUAUCACAUAUCUUCCAGUACCAGAAUUAGUAGUUUCGUUUGGGGAACCAAGAGUGUUGGCCUCCACAACAAUUGCAGCUAUACCGCAGAGCACUGUGCGUCUCGACUACAUGAUCGAGAACCCUUCGAUAUAUGGGUUAACAUUCAGCAUCGUGAUGGAAACAAGCGAUGAAUUUGCAUUUAGUGGAUUGAAAAGUACUACCUUGCAGCUGACCCCAUUGAGCCGACAGUCCGUCGGAUUCAGCCUCCUGCCACUCGUGAAAGGCACUUGGAUUAACCCUCAACUUAGGGUCUUUGAUGUGCAAUUUCACAAGACUUUGAAGAUCAUAGGGACUGAGGGUAUUAGAAACGAUAGAGCUGAGGGCCAAAGCCACCCGUAUAGCCAUGCACACCAACUUGACGAUUCCUCACGUGCGAUUGCUGGCAACGGAUCGCACCCGAACGAAGCCCCUCCUCCACAUACAUCAGGGUCAGCAGCUACGCCGUCUCGAAGCAGCCGGCAUAGACGGCAUGGCCAGCCCCAUGAGACUACCAAGAGACCACUUCGACCGCAUGUUUGGACGGCGAAACGCCAAUGGACCAGGUCAGAGUUAGAUCGCGAACGGCGCGAGUUCUUCGAAACGCGAGUGACGGGUCAUGCGGAAAUAUGGACUGCUCUGAAAACAGUGAGCGAGAUGCUUGCAAGCGGCGAUGUGGCCACCGCCCAAGGCAUCAUUGACGCCGCGGCCAUCACAAUCCCAAGUGGGAAUCUGAAAAAUGGUGCAUAUGAUGAGGCGGGCAACCUGUAUCAAUUGCCGGAACACAUCAUUAGUGACCCAACCAACGUAGUUCUUGACGAGCCUCAGGAGGGAGGCAAAGAUGAUACAAGUGCGGACGGCACCGAAGACGAGGACGAGCUGGAGCGGAGAAGGGAGGAGAAAGGGAAGGCACCCGAGGUUGAGGGCACUGAAGUCGGAAUCAAGGCUAGAUUGAGCGAUAGAGGUGGACCUGAUGUGUGCGUGUCGAUGCGGAAGGAGCAGACAGUUAGGGCCCUCCUUAGGAAAGUACGCGAAGAGGCUCAUUUGGAAAAGAAUUGCAAAAUGCGGAUUGCUUAUAUGGGUAAAAUACUCAUUCAAAACCAAAGCCUUGCGGCCCAGGGAUGGAAGGAGGGCGACGUCGUUAACGCCCUAGUGUAUCAAUAA